Messenger RNA from Solanum dulcamara, 854 nucleotides. RefSeq lists its product as uncharacterized. Gene Ontology annotation, cellular component: membrane; EMC complex; endoplasmic reticulum. The transcript has 5 exons. The record is from RefSeq and is a predicted model, not a curated record. Gene Ontology annotation, biological process: autophagosome assembly; protein folding in endoplasmic reticulum. The coding region runs from base 151 to 483 and encodes 110 amino acids. NCBI's taxonomy places the organism in Eukaryota, Viridiplantae, Streptophyta, Magnoliopsida, Solanales, Solanaceae.
UUUUUGCUUCCUAGGUUUUACUUAAAUCGAAUCUUUUGAGUUUCCUAUCAACUUUUCUUUUUUGCGUGUUGAUUGAAGGCAAUCAUCCAAACUGACAUAUUUUGGAAGUCUGUAUCUUUAUCGUCUAUUUCUGAAUUGCAAAAAGUCGUAAUGGCAGGGCAUGACAACUUGAAUGGGUCUACAGAAAAGUCGAGCAGUGGUAUGAUGGAUGAUUUGCCGACUUUCAAUGCUGAGAAUAUGCAAAACAACAUGAAAGUUAUUCUUUACAGCCGCACAUUCAUGGCAAUCAUUGGUGGUGUCAUUGCCGGCAUUCUGGGACUUACUAGCUUGACAGGAUUUAUCUUUUAUUUUCUUGUCAUGGCAAUAACUUCAGUAGCACUCACGGCGAAGGCGAAGUUUUCAAUCCACUCCUACUUUGACAGCUGGAACAAAAUUUUGCUUGAUGGACUUUUUGGCGGGCUUAUGUCAUUUGUGCUCUUCUGAACGUAUCCUUGUCUGUUAUAAUUUGCGUAUGACAUUGUGCAUAUAUUCUGAGGAUCCUGUGUGAGAUUAAGACCUUCACUAUCCUUGAUGCUGGAAGCUAGCUCACGCGCACAUCAAGAAGAUGUUAGACAUUUUCUGUACUGGAUAUUCAAAGUUUGCACUCAUGAUGUUUCUUUCUUUUAAGCUUGCUAGAAAGUAUUACUGCGGAACAAACCACUUGUUCAAAUUUUAGAAUUGGUUUUGUUAGGUGACUUAUAUUUGAGUACAAAAGCUUCAGUAAUUGUAUAAGCAGGUAGACAUUUCAAAUCACUGUUGAAUGAUAUAGAUGAGCUGGUAAUCUUAGCCAAAUCUAAUUAUUCAGGUUCAGAGUU